AUGCCAUGGACUCUGCGAAUAGGGGUAUCAAGUCAGCAACCCGCCUUUCUAUCCACGAUCCUACAUACUACUACAUACGAUCCCCCGAAUGCCGUCGGGUUGCUGCUGGUCCAGUAUCCGCCGCGUGGUGAAUCCGCCGUGUUCGCGAUUGUCGGUCUUUUGUGCAGCCUGAAUUACGUCCGCACUCCCUCCCCACAAAGUUCCCUGAAUCCUGCUGGUCCAUUAGUAUCCGCCGCGUGGUUAAUCCGCCGUGUUCGCGGUAGUGAGGAAGAGGAAGAGGAAGAGGAAGAGGAAGAGGAAGAGGAAGAGGAAGAGAAGGAAGAAAGAUAA
Molecule: messenger RNA, 330 nt
Organism: Tricharina praecox
Lineage: Eukaryota; Fungi; Ascomycota; Pezizomycetes; Pezizales; Pyronemataceae
Exons: 5
Coding region: 1-330 (109 amino acids)
Source: RefSeq, a predicted model, not a curated record